This is a messenger RNA of Labrus bergylta (ballan wrasse), 2848 nucleotides long. RefSeq names its product proprotein convertase subtilisin/kexin type 6 (gene pcsk6). NCBI's taxonomy places the organism in Eukaryota, Metazoa, Chordata, Actinopteri, Labriformes, Labridae. The record is from RefSeq and is a predicted model, not a curated record. Gene Ontology annotation, biological process: peptide hormone processing. Gene Ontology annotation, molecular function: serine-type endopeptidase activity. Gene Ontology annotation, cellular component: membrane; cell surface.
AUGGCUCUGUUUUGGCUUUUUAUUGUUUUGACGUUUGAAAGCUGUCAAUCAGAGGUGUCAGCACGCGGGAACAUUUACACUAACCACUGGGCUGUGAGGAUCACUGGAGGUCCGGAUCAGGCUGAGAAAGUCGCUGCAAAAUACGGAUAUGUCAACUUGGGACAGAUAGGAAGUCUGGACGACCAUUACCAUUUCCACCACAGCAGAGUGGUCCGCAGAGCUGCCUUCUCUUUAAAGGGCCCUCACAGCUUCAUCCAUUUGGACCCAAAGGUGCACUGGGCCGAGCAGCAGUUAGUCAAACCAAGAGUUAAAAGGCAAGUCCGAAGUGACACAAGCUUCAUGCAUUUCAAUGACCCUAAAUGGUCCAACAUGUGGUACAUUCACUGCGAUGAUAAGAGCAUCCGCUGUCGCUCAGAGAUGAACAUCCUGGCCGCCUGGCAGAGAGGCUACACGGGCAAGAACGUGGUGGUCACCAUAUUGGACGAUGGCAUCGAGAGGAACCACCCUGACCUAGCUCAGAAUUAUGACCAUUUAGCAAGCUAUAACGUCAAUGGGAACGACCAUGAUCCGACACCACGAUAUGACUCCGGAAAUGAAAACGUACAUGGAACUCGGUGUGCGGGUGAAGUUGCAGCAGCGGCCAAUAACUCCCACUGCAUUGUUGGGGUUGCCUACAACGCUCACAUUGGAGGGAUUCGGAUGCUGGAUGGUGAUGUGACUGACAUCGUGGAAGCCAAGUCCCUGGGAAUCCGACCGGACUACAUCGACAUCUACAGUGCCAGCUGGGGGCCAAAAGAUGAUGGAAAGACAGUUGAUGGCCCUGGGCUGCUAACUAAGAGAGCUUUUGAGCAAGGCAUCAAAAAGGGUCGCAAAGGCCUUGGAUCCAUUUUCGUCUGGGCAUCAGGUAACGGCGGUAGGCAAGGAGACCACUGUUCAUGUGACGGCUACACCAGCAGCAUCUACACAAUCUCCAUCUCCAGCACCACAGAGAAUGGAAAUAAGCCGUGGUACCUGGAGGUCUGCAGCUCCAUCAUGGCCACAACUUACAGCAGUGGGGAGUUUAAUGAGAGGAAGAUUGUAACCACUGACCUCCGACAUCGCUGCACUGACGCUCACACUGGCACCUCUGUCUCUGCUCCCAUUGUGGCCGGACUCAUAGCUCUCGCCCUGGAGGCCAACCUUUUGCUGACAUGGAGGGAUGUGCAGCAUCUUCUGGUGAAGACCUCCAGACCAGUCCACCUGAAAGCUGAUGACUGGAAAACCAAUGCUGCCGGACACAGAGUUAGCCACCUGUAUGGGUUUGGACUGGUGGAUGCAGAGGCCAUGGUGCUGGAGGCGAAGAAGUGGAGGACUGUUCCUCCUCAGCACACCUGCAGUCACGUGCCACAGCGACGCACCAGGCACAUCCACGCUGGCCAAAGCCGGAACAGCAGCCUUUCCACCACUGGAUGUUCAGAAGAACCUGAGCGACACGUGGGUUACCUGGAGCACGUGGUGGUCCGAGUCCUGAUUGCCCACCCAAGACGAGGAGACCUGGAGAUCAACCUCAUCUCUCCAUCUGGGACCAGAUCACAGCUACUGGCUAAGAGGUUGUUUGACAGUUCCAACGAGGGCUUCAGGAACUGGGAGUUCAUGACGGUUCAUUUCUGGGGUGAGAGGGCGGAGGGAACAUGGACUCUGGAGAUUAUCGACACACCGUCAAAGCUGCGCAACACUGAGGUGCUGGGCAACUUCAAACAAUGGACACUGAUCCUUUAUGGCACAUCUCAGAACCCGUACCAUCUCAGCAGUGCUCAGCACUCCCGUUCAAGGAUGUUAGAGAUCCCUGCCGAGGAGGAGAUCCUGGAACAUCCGGAGCAGGAGGAAGAGGAAGAGUACAAUGGUCCAUGCCACAGUGAGUGUGGAGACCAGGGCUGUGACGGACCAGAUGCUGUUCACUGUCUGAACUGUGUUCAUUUCAGCUCAGGGAGUUUGAAGAGCGGCAGAUCCUGUGUGAGCCACUGUCCUCUGGGACUCUACGGGGACGUGUCAUCUCAUCGCUGUAGACGCUGCUAUAAAGGCUGUGAGAGAUGUGUCAGCUCGUCACAGGGCGCCUGUCUCUCCUGUCGAAGAGGACUUUACCUCGACACCAUCAACUCCAGCUGCGUAGAGGGCUGCACCCCAGGAUACUAUCCUGAUGAGAAUCAGAGACAGUGUUUGAAGUGUAAUGACCCCUGUGUGAGAUGUCUGAGGUAUGCAGACAGAUGCACUGCCUGCAGAGAAGGCUACAGUCUAGCAGGGAUGACGUGUGUUCCUGAAUGCACCAAUGGGACCUUUUUCCAUCUGGAGGAGAUGUCGUGCAGCCCAUGCCACUCCUCCUGUAGGACUUGCACAGGGCCGGGUAAGGAGGAGUGUAUCCAGUGUGCAGAGGGAUUCCUGCAGCAGCAGUGGAGGUGUGUGCAGACCUGUUCACCUGGCUUCUACUCUGGAGAGGCAGCAGGACUCCCUCACAAGAUGUGUCACAGGUGUGAAGAAAACUGUGUGACAUGCAGUGGGCCUGGAACAACCUGCACCAAAUGCAAAGAGGGCUUCAGUCUGCUUAGCAAGACUUGUAUUGUGAAUGCAUCCUGUAAUAAUGCUGACGAGGUGUUCUGUGAGAUGGUGAGGUCCAACCGUCUCUGUGAGAAGAAGCUCUACCGUCAGUUCUGCUGCCGAACCUGUCUGAUGAAUGGAUGAGAUUCUGUUUCAUUUAUACUUUAGAGAUGUUUUUUUAAAGCAGUAUGUGAAAUGUACCCAAAUAUUCUGUGAUUAACACGAAGUAUACUGAACAUGUACAAAACUUCUUCAUAAAGAAUGUGUGUUUUUUUUA